CGGCACGCUAGGCCCGCCUUCCUUUCCCCACAGGGGUGGAGCCUGGCCGAGUUGGAAUCGGCCGCUAGCAGCUCUUCUUCCUCGGUUGACAAGUCGCUAGAGAAAAUGGAGCCUAGCAAGAUGGCGCCUCCCAAGAACGCUCCAAGAGAUGCCUUGGUGAUGGCACAGAUCCUGAAGGAUAUGGGAAUCACUGAGUAUGAGCCAAGGGUUAUAAAUCAAAUGUUGGAAUUUGCUUUCCGAUAUGUGACUACAAUUCUGGAUGAUGCAAAAAUCUAUUCAAGUCAUGCUAAGAAACCUACUGUUGAUGCAGACGAUGUGAGACUGGCCAUCCAGUGUCGAGCUGACCAGUCUUUUACCUCUCCUCCCCCGAGAGAUUUUUUACUAGAUAUUGCAAGGCAAAAAAAUCAAACCCCUCUGCCACUGAUUAAGCCAUAUGCAGGACCUAGACUGCCGCCUGACAGAUACUGCUUAACAGCUCCAAAUUAUAGGUUGAAGUCCUUAAUUAAAAAGGGACCUAACCAAGGAAGACUAGUUCCUAGACUAAGUGUCGGUGCUGGUAGUAGCAGACCUACUACUCCCACUGUAGCACCCCCACAAGCAGUAUCUGUUCCGAAUAAAGUUCCAACUCCAGUGUCAGUGACAAGCCAAAGAUUUUCAGUACAGAUUCCGCCUUCUCAAGCCACACCUGCCAAACCAGCUCCUGCAACAACUGCAGUCCAAAAUGUUCUGAUUAAUCCUUCAAUGAUUGGGCCCAAAAAUAUCCUCAUUGCCACCAACAUGGUCUCCUCACAGAACAUGGCCAGUGAGUCAAACCCACUGAAGAGGAAGCACGAUGACGACGAGGACAAUGACACUAUGUAA
This is a messenger RNA of Acomys russatus (golden spiny mouse), 861 nucleotides long. RefSeq names its product TATA-box binding protein associated factor 9b (gene Taf9b). The transcript has 7 exons. NCBI's taxonomy places the organism in Eukaryota, Metazoa, Chordata, Mammalia, Rodentia, Muridae. Gene Ontology annotation, biological process: DNA-templated transcription initiation. The record is from RefSeq and is a predicted model, not a curated record. Gene Ontology annotation, cellular component: transcription factor TFIID complex. Bases 106 to 861 code for a protein of 251 amino acids. Gene Ontology annotation, molecular function: protein heterodimerization activity; RNA polymerase II general transcription initiation factor activity.